This is a messenger RNA of Tachyglossus aculeatus (Australian echidna), 5174 nucleotides long. RefSeq names its product mediator complex subunit 23 (gene MED23). Gene Ontology annotation, cellular component: transcription regulator complex; mediator complex. The record is from RefSeq and is a predicted model, not a curated record. Lineage: Eukaryota; Metazoa; Chordata; Mammalia; Monotremata; Tachyglossidae. Bases 18 to 4169 code for a protein of 1383 amino acids. The transcript has 30 exons. Gene Ontology annotation, biological process: regulation of transcription by RNA polymerase II; positive regulation of gene expression.
CGCUCCGGCCCGUUGCCAUGGCGAUCCCGAUGGUGCCCAUGGAAACGCAGCUGCAGAGCAUUUUCGAGGAGGUGGUGAAAACGGAAGUCAUAGAGGAGGCUUUCCCUGGCAUGUUUAUGGACACCCCCGAAGAUGAGAAAACGAAACUCAUCAGCUGCUUGGGGGCCUUUAGGCAGUUCUGGGCAAGCCUUUCUCAGGAGUCUCACGAGCAGUGUGUCCAGUGGAUCGUAAGGUUCAUUCACAGCCAACACAGCCCCAAGAGAAUUUCUUUUCUCUAUGACUGUUUAGCAAUGGCAGUGGAAACAGGUCUUUUGCCUCCCAGGAUGGUUUGUGAAUCGUUGAUAAACUCUGAUACACUUGAGUGGGAAAGAACACAGCUUUGGGCAUUAACGUUUAAGCUGGUUCGGAAAAUAAUCGGAGGAGUGGAUUACAAGGGAGUACGGGAUCUCUUAAAAGUCAUUCUGGAAAAAAUCUUAACAAUUCCCAACACAGUGAGCUCAGCUGUUGUUCAGCAGCUUUUAGCAGCGAGAGAGGUAAUUGCCUAUAUUUUGGAAAGAAAUGCCUGUUUGUUACCUGCCUACUUUGCAGUUACAGAAAUCAGAAAAUUAUAUCCUGAGGGAAAGCUCCCACACUGGUUAUUAGGCAAUCUAGUAUCAGACUUUGUGGAUACCUUCAGACCCACAGCAAGAAUAAACUCCAUAUGUGGACGCUGUAGUCUACUGCCAGUGGUAAAUAACUCAGGGGCCAUUUGUAAUUCUUGGAAACUGGAUCCUACAACACUUCGUUUUCCUUUGAAAGGCCUUUUGCCCUAUGAUAAGGAUCUCUUCGAACCACAGACUGCUUUGUUGAGAUAUGUGCUGGAGCAGCCUUACUCCAGGGAUAUGGUCUGCAAUAUGCUAGGUUUAAAUAAGCAGACCUUGAACAUUGCUCAGCACAAACAACGCUGCCCGGUGCUGGAAGACCAGUUGGUGGAUCUGGUGGUUUACGCCAUGGAACGCUCGGAAACGGAGGAGAAGUUUGAUGAUGGCGGGACUAGUCAGCUUUUGUGGCAGCACCUCUCCAGUCAGCUCAUUUUCUUUGUGCUCUUCCAGUUUGCAAGUUUUCCUCACAUGGUCUUAUCACUCCAUCAAAAGUUGGCAGGUCGGGGUCUCAUUAAAGGCAGAGACCAUCUGAUGUGGGUUCUGCUGCAGUUCAUUUCUGGAAGCAUUCAGAAAAAUGCGUUGGCUGACUUCCUGCCUGUCAUGAAACUCUUUGACCUUCUCUACCCAGAGAAAGAAUGCAUUCCUGUGCCUGAUAUUAACAAGCCGCAGUCAACCCAUGCCUUUGCCAUGACGUGUAUUUGGAUACAUCUAAACAGAAAGGCCCAAAAUGACAACUCCAAACUACAGAUUCCCAUUCCUCAUUCUUUAAAGCUUCACCAUGAGUUCUUGCAACAGAGUCUAUGCAAUAAAACGUUACAGAUGAAUGACUACAAGAUUGCUUUGCUGUGUAACGCGUACUCGACCAAUUCAGAAUGCUUCACAUUGCCAAUGGGCGUCCUGGUAGAAACUAUUUAUGGGAACGGAAACAUGCGGAUCUCACUCCCUGGGAUUAGUUGCAUGGCCUCGGGAUCUAUUACCCCCUUACCAAUGAACCUCUUGGAUUCGCUUACAGUUCAUGCCAAAAUGAGCCUGAUACACAGUAUAGCAACAAGAGUGAUAAAACUGGCCCAUGCAAAAUCUAGUUUGGCCUUGGCUCCAGCUCUCGUGGAAACCUAUAGUCGUUUAUUGGUUUACAUGGAAAUAGAGUCCUUGGGCAUCAAAGGAUUUAUUAGUCAGCUCUUGCCCACUGUGUUCAAGUCUCACGCUUGGGGAAUCCUUCACACCCUUCUAGAGAUGUUCAGCUACCGCAUGCACCAUAUCCAGCCUCACUACAGAGUUCAGCUCCUGAGUCAACUUCAUUCUCUGGCUUCUGUACCCCAGACUAACCAGAACCAGCUUCAUCUUUGCGUGGAGAGUACUGCUCUACGACUCAUAACAGCUCUUGGAAGCUCUGAGGUCCAACCCCAAUUCACCCGUUUCCUCAGCGACCCCAAAACCGUGCUUUCGGCCGAAUCUGAAGAACUCAACCGGGCCUUGAUUUUAACCUUAGCCAGAGCAACUCAUGUUACAGAUUUUUUUACAGGCUCGGAUUCUAUUCAGGGAACGUGGUGCAAGGAUAUCCUGCAGACCAUCAUGAGUUUUACUCCUCAUAAUUGGGCUUUACACACCCUAAGCUGCUUUCCAGCUCCACUACAGGCGUUCUUCAAGCAAAAUAAUGUUCCCCAAGAAAGCCGAUUUAACCUGAAAAAGAACGUGGAAGAAGAAUACAGGAAGUGGAAGUCUAUGACCAAUGAAAAUGACAUCAUCACUCACUUCUCCAUGCAGGGCUCCCCUCCUCUAUUCCUUUGCCUUCUCUGGAAGAUGCUGUUGGAAACGGAUCACAUUAACCAGAUUGGCUACCGAGUAUUGGACAGAAUUGGGGCCAGAGCCCUGGUAGCUCACGUCAGAACCUUUGCCGAUUUCCUGGUGUAUGAGUUUUCCACAUCUGCCGGAGGUCAGCAGCUCAACAAAUGCAUUGAGAUUCUUAAUGACAUGGUGUGGAAGUACAACAUCGUUACUCUGGAUAGAUUAAUCCUCUGUCUGGCCAUGCGCAGUCAUGAAGGAAACGAAGCCCAAGUUUGCUACUUCAUAAUUCAGCUGCUGUUACUUAAGCCGAAUGAUUUCAGAAAUCGAGUGAGCGAUUUUGUGAAGGAGAACUCGCCCGAACACUGGUUGCAGAAUGACUGGCAUACCAAACACAUGAGUUAUCAUAAGAAGUAUCCUGAGAAGCUGUAUUUUGAAGGAUUGGCAGAGCAGGUCAAUCCUCCCAUGCAGAUCCAGCCAUCUUACCUGCCUAUCUACUUUGGAAAUGUUUGCCUUCGUUUCCUCCCGGUAUUUGAUAUUGUCAUCCACCGGUUUUUGGAAUUGCUUCCAGUGUCCAAAUCGUUGGAGACUCUACUGGAUCACCUGGGCGGCUUAUAUAAAUUUCACGACCGCCCAGUAACUUAUUUGUACAAUACUCUGCACUACUAUGAGCUGCACCUGAGAGAGCGCACCAAUCUCAAAAGGAAGCUUGUCCACGCCAUUAUCGGCUCACUCAAAGACAACCGACCACAAGGCUGGUGCCUCAGUGACACUUACCUCAAAUAUGCUAUGAACCCACGAGAAGAGAGUCCCUGGAUCCCAGACGACACUUACUACUGCAGGCUUAUUGGCCGACUAGUAGACACUAUGGCUGGCAAAUCUCCUGGCCCGUUUCCUAACUGCGACUGGCGGUUCAAUGAGUUUCCCAACCCUGCUGCCCACGCCCUGCACGUCACCUGCGUGGAGCUCAUGGCCCUGACCGUCCCAGGCAAGGAUGUCGGCAAUGCUCUUCUGAAUGUGGUGUUGAAGAGUCAGCCAUUGGUGCCAAGAGAGAAUAUUACUGCCUGGAUGAAUGCAAUUGGAUUGCUCAUUACAGCCUUACCAGAACCCUACUGGAUUGUUCUUCAUGACCGAAUUGUCAGUGUACUCAGUAGCUCAAGCUUGACUUCAGAGACGGAGUGGGUUGGAUACCCUUUCCAGCUGUUUGAUUUUACCGCCUGUCACCAGUCCUACUCGGAGAUGAGCUGUAGCUACACCUUAGCUUUGGCACAUGCCGUAUGGCACCAUUCGAGCAUUGGGCAGCUCUCUCUCAUCCCCAAAUUCCUAGCUGAGGUGCUCUUGCCUAUAGUGAAGACUGAAUUCCAGCUGCUUUACGUAUACCACCUCGUGGGACCGUUUUUACAGAGAUUUCAGCAAGAGAGGACUCGGUGUAUGAUAGAGAUUGGAGUGGCAUUUUAUGAAAUGCUGCUGAACGUUGACCAGUGUAGCACCCAUCUCAACUACAUGGAUCCCAUCUGUGAUUUUUUGUAUCAUAUGAAGUACAUGUUUACCGGAGACAGUGUGAAAGAUCAGGUAGAGAAAAUAAUUUGCAAUUUAAGACCUGCUCUAAAACUCCGCCUGCGUUUCAUAACACACAUCAGCAAAAUGGAACCAGCCACAGCCCCUCCACAGACCAUCAGCAGUGGUUCCCCGGCACCUCAGCCCAGCCAGGUCCCUGUCAACGUGGCCUUGCCGGUGACCCAGUAAAACAGGUGGCCCCUUGGUGGCAUGUGGAUUCUUCUUGGGAAAGUGAGAAAACCCUGCUCAACCUGAGCACUUGCUCUUUGGAAGAAGAGGAAAACAAAGGUGCAGAAUUGUUGCAUUUGAUUUGCCAGGAAUGGAUCCUCUGAGGUUCUCCUUUCCUUUUCUGUAUUUAUCUCUAAGAGAUAAGAUAAGGGAACCGGGCUAUCCUUAACCAGGAGAAUUUAUCAGAGGUGCUUUGGAGUGUGGUGUUUAAUAGUCAACUGGAACCUCGGGGCCUUUCCUAGCUAGGGACUGUUUGUCCCUGGCAUUCCUUUUUAAUGACACAGUCAUUCCUCAAACCCAGAUCACUGUCCACCAGUUACCUGAGUAGCCGAAGGCCCCCUGAGGCUCAGAUUCUGGUUAAUGGAACGUAAUGUUAGGAAAGGAAAUUCUUGUUUCUACUGAAUGGAAUGAUUGACGAGAUUUGGUACUCCUUAAUAAUAGCUUGCAAAGGAAGCGAAUCCUCCCUGAAUGCCCUAAGAUAAUUUUCUGACAACUAUUCCAGAAAACAGACUGGAAUUUAUUCAGGAUUUUCCACAGAUUGAGAGGUUGCUGGACUAAACAGCUGGAAGCCUCGUUGCCAUUCUGUGGGACAUUUUUGUAAAAUGAUGUUGAAGCCACCUUUCUCUUCUUUCUCCAUGUAAGGUGGUGAAAUUUUCUCUGGUCAGUUCUAAUAUAAUUUUUCUAAUAUCUAAAUUGCUUUUGUAUUUGUAUAAUGUCAACCUUACCUUGCAAGGUGUGUGGGUUUUGUGAUGCAUUGUGUUUUGUUAAUACAAGAAAAGAGUGACUCAAUCAAAAUUUGUAAAGUAUUCAAGUUUAGCUUACUCUCCAAAGCACAUAAUUCAGUGCCCUGCAUACAGUAAGUGCUCAAUAAAUACAGUUGAAUGAAUGAACAGUAAGCACUCAGCUGCGGUUGAUGAACUGAUUGUUUAAAAAAAACCUGAUUCGAUUAAAGAAUCCCUACUGACA